This is a messenger RNA of Aaosphaeria arxii CBS 175.79, 3640 nucleotides long. Its product is annotated as DNA mismatch repair protein-like protein msh3. The record is from RefSeq and is a predicted model, not a curated record. The coding region runs from base 45 to 3452 and encodes 1135 amino acids. Lineage: Eukaryota; Fungi; Ascomycota; Dothideomycetes; Pleosporales. Gene Ontology annotation, molecular function: mismatched DNA binding; ATP-dependent DNA damage sensor activity; ATP binding. Gene Ontology annotation, biological process: mismatch repair; mitotic recombination. The transcript is spliced from 2 exons. Gene Ontology annotation, cellular component: nucleus.
CCCAAUCCUACGUCAACUUGAGGACCAGAGUCAUCGUCAGACCAAUGGCACCAAAAAGCAGUCCGCCGCAGUCGAGCUCUUCUCAAAAUAAAAAACAGCAGACGAUAUCGAGCUUCUUUGCCCCCAAGCCAUCGUCGAUAAAGAAGACACCCGCGCCCGUCGAGGUCGUUUCGCCUGCGACAAACGGUGCCUCUAAGAAACCGGACGACGAUGCUUCCGACGAAGACGAUGCGCAAGUUAUUGCUCGAUCGACGGCCUCUCGAAGGAAACGUAUAGUCGAAGACGACGACGACAGCGAUGGAGACCCUGAUCUGCCGGUGCAGAAGCGCAUACGCAGCAUCGCGAGUGUAGUGAAUCCUGAGCAGGAGGUUACAGAUAUACCACAUCGACCAUCUCUAGGUCAGACGUCGGCGACAUCUCUCAAUGUUGCGAAACCAAAGGCACCUUCCGACCGCACAUCAAAGUUCAUUUUCUCCUCCUCACCCCCAGAACAAAACGAGAACGAAGUGGAAGAGGAUGUCGAUAUUACACAAGAAGAGAAAGAGAGACUCCAUCGGAAGUUUGUCGAGAAACUUGGAAAGCCCGACAGUUUUGCAUCAUUAAGAAGGAAAAACAAGUUGAUAUCGGAGGAAGCGGCAGAAGGCGAGGAGGGCGAAGACGAGGAUGAAGAAGAUAAUCCAAAGGCCACAAAGGGCAAAAAGGGUGCUGCAUCGAAAGCUGCACCAAAGCUCACACCAAUGGACAAGCAAUAUCUGGACAUCAAGCGAAAGCAUCUGGAUACUAUCAUUGUCAUGGAGGUAGGGUACAAAUAUAAAAUUUACGGAGAGGAUGCACGGAUCGCGUCGAAAGAACUGGGAAUUGUUUGCAUUCCAGGAAAGUUCAGAUAUGACGAACAUCCCUCGGAGGCCCAUUACAGCAAGUUUGCGUCUGCUAGUUUCCCCGUUCAUCGAUUGCAAGUUCACGUCAAACGAUUGGUACAAGCAAACCACAAGGUUGGAGUUGUACGACAGGUCGAAACGGCCGCUUUGAAAGCCGCAGGCGACAACAGGAAUACACCCUUCGUGCGGAAGCUCACAAAUCUCUACACGAAAGGCACCUAUGUCGAUGACGUAGAAGGACUAGAUUCAACGGGGGCCACGAACCCAGGGGCACAGUCCACAGGUUAUCUACUUUGCAUUACGGAAUCCAACGCGAAAGGAUGGGGCACCGAUGAAAAGGUCCACGUGGGCAUUGUUGCAGUUCAGCCAGCGACAGGUGAUAUAAUAUACGAUGACUUUGAGGAUGGGUUCAUGAGAAGCGACAUUGAGACGAGACUCCUUCAUAUCGCGCCGGCAGAAUUCCUGAUCGUCGGCGAACUCUCGAAAGCUACGGACAAGCUCAUUCAGCACCUUUCGGCUAGCAAGACCAAUGUCUUUGGAGACAAAGCUCGCGUUGAACGGGUCGACAAAUCAAAGACCAUGGCAGCUGAAGCCUACAGCCAUAUCUCCAACUUCUACGCAGACAAGAUGAAGUCCGACGCCACAGUCACUUCAGAUGGGUCAGGAGCUAUCCUAGAUACGGUUCACCAACUGUCUGAGCAUGUCACGGUCUGUCUCUCAGCGAUGAUAAAACAUCUCAGUGACUAUGGCUUGGAACAUGUUUUUGACCUCACCAAAUACUUCCAAUCUUUCAGUGCGCGUUCAUACAUGUUGCUAAAUGGCAACACACUGUCGAGUCUGGAGAUUUAUCAGAAUUCGGAGGACCAGUCCAGCAAAGGUAGUUUGUUCUGGACAAUGGACCGGACCAAGACCCGUUUCGGGCAGCGACUGCUCAGAAAGUGGGUUGGUCGACCUCUAAUUGACAAGAAUCAAUUAGAAGAGCGCAUUGCGGCUGUGGAGGAGCUGAAAGAAGGAGAAAGGACCAUCCCAGUCGAUAAGCUCAAGUUUCUGCUCGGAAAGAUCAAAGCCGACCUAGAGAAAGUCCUUAUCCGCAUAUACUACAAGAAGUGCUCGCGCCCCGAGCUUCUUGUAGCAUUACAGACCCUCCAGAGCAUAUCCGGCGAAUACUCAAACACAAGGGACUCCUCAAAGGGAGGGUUUACAUCGCCAUUACUCAACACAGCUGUGUCCAAUGUUCCCAAGAUCUAUCAAGACGUCACUGAUUUCCUGGAAAAGAUCAACGCUCAGGCAGCCAAAGACGACGACAAAUAUUCGUUCUUCCGUGAAGAACACGAGGCCGAGGAUAUCAAUGACCACAAACUCAGCAUUGCGUCCGUCGAGGAUGAUCUGAACACAUACAAGAAGGAGGCAGCAGCAAAGCUAGGAAAGAGCAAGGUUGAAUAUGUUACCGUGGCAGGGGUUGAGUAUCUCAUCGAAGUGAAGAAGAAAUCGCCCGAGGAGAGGAAAGUCCCUGCAUCUUGGGCGCAGAUAUCUGCAACGAAAGCUGUAGUACGAUUCCAUACACCAGAAGUGAAACGUAUGCUUCAGGAGCGAGAUCAGCACAAGGAGUCUCUGGCAGCAGCGUGCGAUGCAGCUUAUUCCCGCCUGCUAGGCGAUAUCUCUGCAAAGUAUCAAGAGCUUCGAGACUGCGUGCAGUCCCUUGCCACUCUCGAUGCCCUGCUCUCAUUAGCAACAUUGGCAUCGCAGCCAGGGUAUGUCAAACCUACAUUUGCGUCCGACAUUCAGCUCUCCAUCACCGGAGGACGGCACCCCAUGGUUGAACAACUCCUACUGGACACCUAUGUACCAAACGAUGUUUCGCUUUCCCAGGAUGCCACUCGAGCCCUGCUCGUCACAGGACCGAAUAUGGGAGGAAAAUCAUCCUACGUGCGGUCCGCAGCACUCAUCGCCAUCAUGGGCCAGAUCGGCUCGUACGUGCCCGCCACCGAAGCGCACCUCGGCAUGCUAGACGCCGUGUACACGCGGAUGGGUGCCUUCGACAACAUGCUCAAGGGGGAGAGCACAUUCAUGGUCGAGCUGAGCGAAACAGCCGACAUCCUCAAAUCAGCGACGCCACGAUCCCUGGUGAUCCUCGACGAGCUGGGCCGUGGAACCAGCACGUUCGAUGGCGUGGCUAUCGCCGAGGCGGUCCUCGACUACGUGAUCCGCGAACUCAAGUCUCUCACGCUGUUCAUCACGCACUAUCAGCAUCUUGCCCGGGUGCAGGAUCGUUUCGAGAACCACGAGCUGAAAAACGUGCACAUGAGGUUCGAGGAGCGUGACGGCGGGAAAGAGGUCGUGUUCUUGUACGAGGCUGCGGAGGGAACGAGCCAUCGAUCGUAUGGAUUGAAUGUUGCGAGAUUAGCGGACGUGCCAGAGAAAGUCAUCGAUGUUGCAGAAGUGAAGAGCGCCGAGCUGGAAAACACGAUGGCGGCGUGCAAGAUGGCGAACCUUGCUCGAAUGCUCAGAGGCGUGGUUCGGGAUGGCGACGAGAAUGAGCUAGAGAAGCUUGUUGAUGGGAUAUCACAAUUGUAAAACAAUUUGGUGCUAGGCGCUUUGGAGAACAUACAGGGUAUUGCAUAUUGCCAGGGGGACAUCAAAAACAACUGUAAUAUCAAGGUAUCGAGGUAUAUGUUUCACGCUGUCAUCCCACGGGAUGACCUCUAUCUAGGUAGUAGUCCACCUCCGCCCUCAAAUUCACGACUUCAAUCACGAAUAAUAAC